Messenger RNA from Aedes aegypti (yellow fever mosquito), 2841 nucleotides. Its product is annotated as coiled-coil domain-containing protein 40. The record is from RefSeq and is a predicted model, not a curated record. The transcript is spliced from 6 exons. Gene Ontology annotation, cellular component: cytoplasm. The coding region runs from base 93 to 2741 and encodes 882 amino acids. Lineage: Eukaryota; Metazoa; Arthropoda; Insecta; Diptera; Culicidae. Gene Ontology annotation, biological process: axoneme assembly.
UCACUCUGGGCAACCGCGAUAUCUGUUUAUCACUGACGCCAGUUUCACGGUAUUGUUACUAAAGUGGACAAGUUUUGCUCUGUAGCUUAAUCAUGAAUCCCGAAGAACAACCAACUUCGAUCAGCGUUCAGGCUGAUGAAUUCAAUGCUUCGGUUGUGGAACAAUCGGGGGUAUUGGAGAAAGAUCAUCCGUUGUUGGAGAGAUUUCAAGCGGCCUUGAAGGCACACUUGCUUCGGGUGAAGGACCAACUAGAGGAGGAGAUUGCUGAAUUGGAUCAUCGUCUAGAGCAAAAUGAGAAGGAAUCCGAGGAAGUCGGGGCUCGGUUGUACGAUCUGCAGGAAGAGAUCGACAGUCAAAAGGAGUUAUUGGAUAUCUAUAACAAGGAAAUCAUGGAGGUAUCUGCUAGAAGGCAGACGGCCGAACAAGCAGCAUCGGAGUAUAGGAAAGAAUAUGACGACCAAAAUCGGAAGUAUAAGGAGUUUAAGAAAGUCUACAAUGAACAUCUGCAAGAGUUGGAUAACCUAACUGUAUUGGAAGCGGAGUUCUCCAAAUGGGAUAAAGAAAUCAAGGACGAAAUAUCGGUGGCUAAGAGGGUUGCCAGUAAGGAUGCAAAAGACCAAAUCGCGGCUGCUGAAGAGAAGCGCAAGAAGGACUUGUUGGUGUUCAAUUUGGAUGCCGAAGUGCGCAGGAAGGAGCGUGAGUUGGAAGGUAUCGAAGAUCAGCUCAAGGAGCAGGAAGGUGCGACCGAGCAAAUCAAUCGGAGUUUGGCGGAUGCCAAUUCUGAUCUGGAGGCAUUGCAGCACGAGCAUAAGCGAUUGUUCCAGUCCUGGGGAGAGGUCAUUGUGGCAAUCCAGCAAAGGGAUAGGGUGCUUUCGAAGACCAAAGAUGAUUUGGAAGGCGUUUACGAAGAACAUAAGGUCAUUAAGAGCAAGACGGAUAUUACUAAGAAGACAGUAGCAAAGGAAAUGGAGCAAAACGAAAAGUUGUCGGGGUUCAAGGCCAGGAUCCAAGGGGAUAUUCAUGUACUCGAAAAGCAAGUCAACAAGGAACAAGAAGAAGAGGACAAACUUUCACGUGAAUUGGACCAUUACGCUUUAAUUCUCGAGCAAACGGAAGCUGAUAUGCUUAAAGCUCAACAGGAGGGUUUGCUGAUUGAGAAUCAUCUAAAAUCGUUGCGGCAAACUUUAAACAAGCAAAAUCACAAAAAAUUUGAACUUGAAGAGCAGAUUUUGGAGCUUCUGCAAGAUCAGAUCACGACCGAUAAAGCUGGUGAAGCACAAGGAAAAACAUUGAGAGAAACACAGGAAAAACGUCGUGAGCUGGAAAUCUCGAUGUCGGAUACGGAGAAUCAACUAUCGAUUGUACUGCUGGAUCUUGAAAAGUGGCGUGGAGUUGUUGAGCGUUCCAAAGUGGAGGUGCAAAAGAUGAAGACAGAGCACGAUUCAAUGGAUGCUGAGGCACGGAAAUACGACGAAGAAAUUAAAGUGAUCAAGGAAAUAAUUUCGGCAAAGCUUCGUAAGUUGGAUGGGCUGAAUCGACAGUUGGAGCAACUGAUCACCCAAGCCGGUGGACAAGAGCUCAACCCGGAUGAGCUGAAGUUACUCGAUGUACAACAAGACAUAUUGGAGUUGGAUACGAAGAUUAGGGAGGCACAGGAAACGUGGUUGAAGCUGCAAAAUAGUGUUGUGAACCUUUCGGAAAAGCGUGUCCAACAGUUGAACGAAAUUAACUAUUCUAGAAAAAAACUCCUGUUGGUCGAGCAGAAGGCUAUCAAGAUCGAAACUCGACUGGAGGAAGUGGUCAAUGAAAAUCGUGAAAUAGUUCGCUCGUUAUCUGCGCUCAACUCUCGCUUAGAUGCUGUCAGUUUGGAGUUAUUCAAAACUAAGAAAGUUCAUGAGAAAGAAGAGAUGGAAUGUGAAAUAUCUCAUCAGCAAACUACAGAACGCUUGAAGGAAGCUGAAAUGUCUGUUCUUAACCUUGAGCAAGAUCUCAAGGAUUUGGGCAAGGAGAUUGAAGAUUGCAAGCAGGAGGUAUUGGAGAAGCAUCGUGAAGCGUUAUCUUGGGAGACAAAGUACAAAAUGUCUUCCGAAGCGAAGAAGUUCAAGGAAGAAGAGGCUGCUCAGAACAGUGAGAUUGGCAUCAUGAAAGCUGAAAUCCAUCGGAUGCAAGUACGUUAUGCUCAACUCAAGCGAAUGCAGGAAAAACUGGUUACAGAUUUAGAGAACACUGUUCACCACAGAGAGCACAUCUACGACACGGUUAACGCAAGGGAGAAGGUCUAUGGAAGCAAGUUUAAAUCUCGUUCUACCAUGCAACAUAAAAUCAAUGAGUUGAAGAACAAGCUGAAGGUUGUUUUUGGUGAAAUAUCUGACGCCGAGAAAAAUUUGAUUGAAAUUGAUACUGCUCAAAAACUUCUGCAAGCGGAAAUCGAAAACAAAAAGCACCAAAUCGAAGAGGAGAGAAUUCAAACCAGCUUGAUAAGAGCAGAAGUAGAACAGGCCACGCUGUUGAAGCAAGAGAACUUGGACUACAUCGUCCGCCAUCAAUAUCGUGCCCGACGUUACAGAAACUUUGCAAACGCUACUCAUCUGCCCAAGUUCCGUAACGAAAUAUUGAUUCAAGCCGAUUUGCAACGCCAACGAGAGAUCAACGAAACUAUCGUUGGAAUAGUUGAAAAUCUUAUUCUGGACUUUCCGAAUCAAAAAUUUAAUCUAUCUAAAAUAUUGCAGACCUUGAAGUAAUUAGUGUUUUUACAGUUUGUGAGUGGAUUUCGGAUUUCAAAAUGUUUGGUGUGAGUCUUUUAAAAAUAAUUUAUUAAAACUUUAUUUUCGAUCAACAAUA